Paramuricea clavata is the source of this 1597-nucleotide messenger RNA. The record is from the annotation of a GenBank genome assembly. NCBI's taxonomy places the organism in Eukaryota, Metazoa, Cnidaria, Anthozoa, Malacalcyonacea, Plexauridae.
UGUAAGAAGAAACAUGUCCUUGAAUGUGAAGAGUUUAGUAGAACAGGAGAAUGUCGAAACAGGAGCACGUGUAAGUUAAUUCAUCGGAAGAAGGUACAGCAACAACGUAAAAGAUACUUCGAUGAAGGAUCUUCGCUAGAUGAAGAAGAUAACGCUGGUGUUGUGAAGAAAUCUCGAAGAAAAAGCAGCGAUGGCUUCCUGCCUCUGGAAGGUUGGUGGAUCUGCUAGCUCAUAUAAUUUUAUCUGCAUUUGACAACUCUGUCGGUUCUAAACUGUUCUCCCUUGAGCCGCAAGGCCGGAUUUUGCUGGAAAUAGUGGGGGAGAUGGACAAAAAUUUAGGGGAGGUGCAGCAGUCUAGCUCACGACCACCAUGGAAAGCUAGGGCUUAGAAUGGGCACAUAUAUGUAUCAGUGUGUUAAUGAAUUAUGACUGUACAACUCAUCCAAUUUUGCCCUCCAUUACAAUUACUACCAAGUAUUUUUCAAAACAUUGCAUCAAAACAUUACCCUCCGAAAACUUUUCCUGACAUAUACGAACCCUGUUCUUACAAACAACACCCUGACUAAUUAUAGUGCAUGUGCCCCCUCUACUUCUACGACCGGAUGCUCAAUUCCUGCGAUAUGAAGAUGACCCUUACUGCAUGACCCUCCAGGGAGAACAGUUCACAACAGAUGGAGUUAUCCGGCGUAAAUAUAGUCUUUAUGAGUUGAUCAUGUACCAAAUUUUUCCACAGUACUUCUAACUGGUUUGUUUAUAACCAUUUUAACUAUUUGAUAGUAUCUGAUUUCCAUUGCAUGUUUUUUUUUUCAUUCUUAGGCUCGAUUGUCUCUGAUGAUGAACAUUUGACACAAUCUCAUCACGCAGACGAAGAAACGGAAUCAAGUAAGGAGCACGAUAUUCUUGGUGCUUGCGUUGGCGUCGCCAUGGUUUAUUGACAAAGAAUUUUGCUUUGUUUGCAAUAUUCCAAAACUUGGCAACACUCUCUUUGUCAUUUAAGAUCGUUGAUAUUGGCUGCAACCAUUGACUGUAUCGCCUGCAGAUAUAGUCAGCCAACGCGUAUUAUUCUUCGCCACCAAAUUUCUUCAAAUAAAUAAUUUAAAUGCUUGGUUAUACUUUGUUCCAUUCUAUGAUAACAUUAUCAUAACAGUGCAUGGUAAUAACUACUAUAGCCAUGCGAGUUAUCACCAAAUCUAAAUUGUAUAAAAUACAAAACAACGGUAACUCCGAAAAAGAAAAUUGUUAAUAUAGCUUUCGACUAUGAUUACGUUUUAAAUAGUACGUAAUAUGACUAAAACAUGGUCGAAAGCUAGAACUAUAUUAAAAAUGUUCCUUUUCGAAGGUACCGUUGUUUUGUUUUUGUAAAAAUACUCAGUGACAGUGGUUUCCGUAAUUUCUAAAUUACAUGCCAACGGGAUUUAAGAUUUGUUGGGGGUAUAUUUGAAUAUUGAAAUUGGCUUAAUGCCCGAUUGAAGCUCUCUCAAUUGUAGAGACCUAUGACUAUGUUAUAUUUGACUAUUUCCUUGUUUUUUUUCCAGAUAUUUCUAUACGAAUUCGACCAAAUUUCACUACCAGAGAAAACACAGACGAAGAACAAUAA